Dicrocoelium dendriticum is the source of this 2255-nucleotide messenger RNA. The record is from the annotation of a GenBank genome assembly. NCBI's taxonomy places the organism in Eukaryota, Metazoa, Platyhelminthes, Trematoda, Plagiorchiida, Dicrocoeliidae.
CGCUACGCGAUCUUAUUAUUACAUGUCGUUCUCCCGACCGUUAUACUUUGCUCAAGAACGCUGUAAUAAAGCGUGUUACUCCCUCAGAGAAGUCACGCUUGCAUAAAAUUUUUACUGGUCUACAGCUAGGUUCUAGUAAGCCAUCCGCGCUAUUGCUGGAGAUGCGUGGUCUUCUUCAAGGACUGCAUAUGGACGAGUCGCUGCUUCGAGAGUUAUGGCUUCAGCGUUUGCCUGAAAACGUACAAGCUAUGCUAUCGCUUGCGAAAUCGCAGCCUUUGUCAGAAGUUGCAGAUAUUGCUGAUGAUAUGAUGGAUCGCUUCACCGGACCACCGUGUCCGUCGUCUAGUUCUCUUCGCUCACCUGACGUAGAUUUCACUGUUGACCCUUCGGUCCAGACCAUCGACACCACCACUCCACCUUCCACUGGUGAGCUCUUAACAAAGAUAGCCGCGCUACGGCAAGAAGUUCAAAGCUUAAAGUUACAUCGGCACCAACGGGAUUCUCCAUCCCGUUCCCCUAGCCCAUCUGGAAGACGAACACGACGCCCAAUUUGCCGUUAUCACGCACGUUUUGGAAGUUCCGCUAGAAAUUGUAUAAAACCAUGCUCAUUUCCCGUAACGAGAAAAAGGACAGGCCGACACGUAUUGGCGACGAACGCCGUCGGCCGAAGUCGUCCAAGUCGCCUCUUCAAUAUCGUUGAUAGGAACACCGGGAUCAUGUUCCUGGUUGAUACCGCGGCGGAAGUUAGCGUGAUCCCACCGGUUCCAGGCGACACGACUAAGCCACAGACAACUAACUUGAGUGCCGCUAACGGCACUGCUAUUCGAGUCUUCGGUCAACGCUCUCUUACCAUUGACCUCGGACUACGACGUCCCUUUCGAUGGAUUUUCACCAUCGCUGCCGUUCCAUUUGCUAUAUUGGGUAUUGACUUCCUCCAACACUUCGAUCUUCUCGUCGAUGCGCGUCAUCGCAAACUCGUUGACCAAAAGACCCAGCUUUUCACAUGUGGAGUUAGCACACCUUGUGUUUCUGUCACUCCCAUUUACAUCCAGCCUGAAGCUGAUAAGGAAUUUUUAGAUCUGUUCAGACAGUUUCCGCAGCUCGUCCGCUCAGCUGACGCUACUCUUCCGGUCGCAUCUAGCGUUACGCACCAUAUACGAACCCGUGGCCCACCGGUUUCUGCACGGCCACGACCUCUCGCCCCUGAUAAGCUAAAAGCCGCUAAGGCGGAAUUCGAGCACAUGCUCGAACUUGGUAUCAUCCGUCAUUUUCGUCCUUUUCUAGAGGGCAGAAGUUUUACCGUCUUUACUGACCACAAACCUUUAGUUUAUGCCCUCGACUCGUCAUCGACCUUAACGCAAUCUACAGGGCCACCUGUAACGACGCCCAGCUUUUCAGCUCCACCACAAUCCCAGUCACCAGAUUCGCCUCAAACUAAUACUAGUCACGGUAGAAGAGUUCGUAAACCUGUUCGUUUCUCCGAUUUUGUCGAAUUCAUCCACACCUCAUGAAUCUUUUUCAUUUUCUCUCAUCGUUUGUAUUAUGCUUUUCCGUAAAUAUCUGAAUCUGUCUCCCCGAGUUUCCCCCCCCCCCCAUCUAUCAGGUAAAGUCAUGAGGCUGGCACGUUUGGGUCCGUCCGUUCAAUGCUUGGCUGUUUCUCAAUGGUUUGGUCGUUUGGAUGCUUUGGUCUACCCCCAACGCUUUGUCGUCUCGCCGCCCACCUUGGCCUUUGGAUCGUGGUCUGCUUGACUCAAUUUGGCUCGCCUUGGUCGUUUGUCUGGCUCGCCUUCCUGGCUUUGGCUGCUCGUGUGCCUGGCUCGUUGUUUUGGCCCCCCACGGCUCGCCAGUACGAACAGGAUUUCAGCUUCGUUGUGGCAGUGGAUUGGAAUGCGGUGGGGGGAGUGACUCUCCCAAGCGCACCGUCUUUCAGCAGCGGUGAAAGGUCCUACCGGCCCUUUUUCUGGAUUAUCCAGUUUUUUUGUAGUCCGGUGUGCCCGCUGGGACGGCCCACCGAUGAUGCAUUCCAAUCCAUAAGAAGAUUAAAUAAUCCAAAUACAACCGAACUCCUGUGAUUCUGCCUUUAUACAUUGGCAAGCCAACAGCGAUCGAAGUCCUCGUCCCUCGGCCUUCUAGGGGGAGGCCUGUGUAGUGAUCAUGACAUUUUACCCCAUCAAACAUCACACUCAGACUUGUGCACAUUUUGUUUUACUUUGCACCCAUCCCAAGCCUAUAUAUACUGGACUGCAAUUUUGAAC